Messenger RNA from Panicum virgatum (switchgrass), 1062 nucleotides. RefSeq names its product protein FANTASTIC FOUR 3-like. The record is from RefSeq and is a predicted model, not a curated record. NCBI's taxonomy places the organism in Eukaryota, Viridiplantae, Streptophyta, Magnoliopsida, Poales, Poaceae. The coding region runs from base 301 to 939 and encodes 212 amino acids. The transcript has a single exon.
AGGCGUUGCGGCCUCGAUCUCAUCUGAAUCUCGGAAUCUCUAUCGUAACCGCAAGCGCGUCCGACCGUCCAUCCAGCCCAUCCAAUCCGCCCGCUGCCCCGCGCGCAGGGGCGCCGUAGCCCCAGCCGCCGCUCGGCCACCGCACCUCUUCAGGGCGCCCCCAGGGCGCGGCCACGAGUCCCGUCCGGUUCCUAUAAUACAGGGGCGCCAGGCGGGGACAGCAGGGGCCCGACACGCCCGCAACAAGGACGAGGGCGAGUUCGCCUCACCACGCGCCGCGCGCCCGCCCGGGUGGCGUGCAUGGCCGCGACCGCGUGCGCCUACGGGUACCAGCAGCAGGGGACCCGGCCGCUGGCGCUGGCCGCGCCGGCGAGGUCCUCGUCGCAGGCACCCGACCCGUUUCUCACCGGCUUCGAUGAUGAUGCGGCGGUAACGCCGCCCCCGCCGCCGCCGCCGCCACGGCAGUGCACCAAGGCGCCUCCGCCCUUCCCGCCGCGCCACCUCGGGAUCUGCACCGAGGGCCUCGGCUCCGAGAGCUCCGGUGACAUCGACCUCAGCGAUCUCUCCGACGAUGUCAACACCCUGGUGGUGCCGUGCAAGAGGCAGCACCGCGACGGCGGUGGCGAGGGGCCGGGGAGGCGGGCGAGGGGCGGGAGGCCGGCGCCGUUCCCGCCCCCGAUCUCGGUGAUCGGGGCCGGCGGGAAGCCGUGGCUCUACCUCCGGCCCCACCGGGAGGACGGCCGCCUCGUGCUGCGGGAGAUCAGGAUACCGUCCCGGGAGCUGCUCCAGGCGCGCCGGGAGGGCGGCCGGUUCAAACUCCAGUUCGCGCAGCACCAGCCGGAGGACGAACCGGAGGAUGUGCAUCAUCAUCAUCAUCAUCAUCAUCAAUGCCAAGACCAUGAACCAGCAGAUGAGAAAAAGCAAGAAGGGCACGAAUAGAACAGGGUUUUAGAUUAUUGCUCCGAGGUUUAAUCAGCACUCGUCAACAAGUUCCACACGCCUAGUGUUGUUUUUUUUUCUUUCACUUUCAGAGAGAUGUAAAUAUAGCGGAAUUUAUGUUCA